This is a messenger RNA of Solanum stenotomum, 855 nucleotides long. RefSeq lists its product as uncharacterized. The transcript is spliced from 4 exons. Gene Ontology annotation, molecular function: zinc ion binding; nucleic acid binding. The record is from RefSeq and is a predicted model, not a curated record. The coding region runs from base 1 to 855 and encodes 284 amino acids. NCBI's taxonomy places the organism in Eukaryota, Viridiplantae, Streptophyta, Magnoliopsida, Solanales, Solanaceae.
AUGACGGCACAAGUUAAUAAAGAGGUGGUAGCCCCCGUGAACCUUAAUAUGAAUACGACGACAUCAAAAGUGAGGGACUGUACUAGAAUGAACCCUCUGGAAUUAUAUGGUUCAAAGGUUGAAGAGGAUCCUCAAGAGUUCAUGGAUGAGGUUUAUAAGGUGUUAGCUAUUAUGGGAGUGACUUUGUUAGAGAAGGCGGAAUUGGCCGCUUAUCAAUUGAAAGAUGAGAAGCUAAAAGGGAGAUCUAGGGAGAAAAAAGAGUCUAGAAUGGAUGAUGAUAAUCCCUCAUAUGAUACGUCUGAUGGACAUGGUCGUUCUAGAAAUCGACAAAGGUUUUCCGGGAAAGGUUCUUCCAAUGCUCCCAAGUAUAAUGAAGAUAGGGUGUUUAACCCUAAACCGCAAGGAAUUAGUAGUGAAUCCCUAUGGCCUACUUGUGCUACAUGUGGAAAGAGCUAUGAGGGUAAAUGUUUAGCCGAAAUAGAGGGUUGCUUUAGUUGUGGUGAAAGUGGUCAAAAAAUGAGAAAUUGUCCAAAGGCAAAGGCUAGAGGAAUAGAGGGCAAUCAAGUUCCUCCUAGAGGUUCGGGUUCCAAUGCUCCUAAGCAAAACCAAUUUUGUGCUCGCCAAGCUAGAGGUGACCAUGAGUGUGCUCCAAAUGUGGAUCCCGGUUCCGGUACUAUCUUAUCUUUUGUGAUGCUAUUUGUGGCCUUGAUAUUUGAUGUGCUUAUUGAUGUCAUCCUUGGGAUGGGUAGGUUGCAUUUUUGUUAUGCCUCUAUGUACCACCCAGUUAAGGCUUGUAUAAGGCCUCUCGAGGUCUUGUACGCCUUGUUUCAUCUAGGGGGUGCCCCUGGGUCAUGA